Molecule: messenger RNA, 1785 nt
Organism: Styela clava
Lineage: Eukaryota; Metazoa; Chordata; Ascidiacea; Stolidobranchia; Styelidae
Product: succinate-semialdehyde dehydrogenase, mitochondrial-like
Biological process (GO): GABA catabolic process
Cellular component (GO): mitochondrion
Molecular function (GO): succinate-semialdehyde dehydrogenase (NAD+) activity
Source: RefSeq, a predicted model, not a curated record
UGCAUAACAAAAGCAAAUAGACGACUUAUCGCCACGCCGCCGGUUGUUUGCUUUUGAUGGCAAACGAGUACACGAAAAGUGUGCUAACAUAUUCGUUUUAGAACACCACGUCCGGUAUCAGAUUGUCACAGUAGUAGGAUUACAAAGGCAGAUAUGACAUCGUAUAUAACAGACAAAGCUUACGUUAACGGAAAAUGGCUAUCGACAGGCAAAACAUUUGAAGUUUAUAAUCCUUUUACUGGCGAAGUGAUUGGUUCAUCGGCAGAUUGCGAUGGGAAAGUUGCGCUCGAAGCCAUUCAAGCCGCAACGGAGGCUUUUAAAACGUGGAAAGAACUGACAGCAAAAGAUCGAGCAGGAAUUCUAAAAAAGUGGGCUGCGCUUAUCGUAGAAGAGAAACGAGCACUUGGUGAACUACUUACUCUUGAAAAUGGAAAGCCCUUAGCUCAGUCAAUAGGGGAGGUUAUGUUUGCCGCUAACUUUGUUGAAUGGUAUGCAGAGGAAGGCAAAAGAACCUAUGGUAUCACAAUUCCCUCUCCCCAUCCCUCGAAGCGAAUGAUGACUAUUAAACAACCGAUUGGGGUUGCAGCUAUGAUCACGCCUUGGAAUUUCCCAUCUGCGAUGAUAACUCGAAAAGCUUGUGCGGCUCUGGUUGCAGGAUGCACCGUGGUUCUCAAGCCUUCUGAAGAAACUCCAUAUUCAGCAUUGGCUUUGGCAAAUUUAGGCGAGAAAGCAGGAAUUCCGCCAGGUGUAUUCAAUGUCGUCACCACAUCUCGCGAAAAUGUUGCUGAAGUUGGCAAGAUUAUGUGCACUCACCCCUCUGUGGCUGCAGUCUCAUUUACAGGAUCGACAGCAACAGGCAAAAUACUUCUGCAACAUGCGGCUUCGACCGUCAAGAAAAUGUCGUUAGAACUUGGCGGGCUUGCACCAUUAAUUGUAUUCAACUCAGCUGAUAUUAGCAAUGCCGUAAAAGGCGCCAUGGCAUCCAAGUUCCGUUAUUCAGGUCAAACUUGCGUCUGUGCCAACAGAAUAUUAGUACAAUCUGGUAUACACGACGAAUUUGUUGCAGCGAUACUGAAGGCAAUGGAAAAGGAAUUGGUUAUGGGCCAUGGAAUGCAACCAGAAGCAACGAUUGGCCCGCUGAUAAAUGAGGCAGCUGUUCAAAAAGUGGAAAACCAAGUAACAGAUGCUGUAAAAUUAGGAGGAAAAGUAGUGGUCGGUGGAUCUCGCAGUAAAAUAGGUAAAAACAUGUUCGAGCCAACACUUAUCACUGGCGUAACAACAUCGAUGAAAUGUUGUUUUGAAGAAACAUUUGGACCAAUUGCGCCAAUAAUAAAAUUUGAAACUGAGGAAGAAGCCAUCGCGAUAGCAAAUGACACUACAUCCGGCUUAUCUGGUUAUGUAUUCUCCGGUGACGUGAGUCAAUGCUGGAGAGUAUCAGAAAAAAUUGAAGCGGGAAUUGUUUCCAUCAACGAGGGUCUUUUCAGCGCUCCCGAGACGCCAUUUGGCGGAUACAAGCAGUCCGGACUCGGUCGAGAGGGAUCGAUUUAUGGAAUGGAUGAAUUUAUGGAAGUGAAAUACAUUUGUUGGGGCAUAUAAAAACAAAUAAAUGUCGACUCCAUUACGGAAAUAGCUGCAGUUGAUUAUUGCUUCAGUUUUUAUGAAGGGCUUAAUUCUGCAGGAAUGGUUUCAGUUUUUAGCUGAUUUUAAUUCAAUAACAGUAAUUUUAUGGGUUUGCGUUUUAUUUUCGACGUAAUACACGUCAUACUAUUUGAUAUGGGUGGUUUA